Messenger RNA from Arctia plantaginis, 1413 nucleotides. The record is from the annotation of a GenBank genome assembly. Lineage: Eukaryota; Metazoa; Arthropoda; Insecta; Lepidoptera; Erebidae.
AUGUCCAGUCAUGAGUGGUUCGACUCCAUCGGACGGCCACAGUUUGUGGUUGCUCCUAUGGUUGAUGCCAGUGAGUUGGCAUGGCGGCUACUCUGUCGUAGACAUGGUGCAACCUUAUGUUAUACGCCUAUGUUUCACAGUAAUGUUUUCACUAAAGAUCCAAAGUACAGAAAAGAUAGUAUGGUGACGUGCAAAGAAGAUCGGCCGCUGAUUGUUCAGUUUUGUGGUAAUAAUCCAGAAACAAUGGCAGCUGCUGCUAAACUUGUAGAAUCACAUUGUGAUGCUAUAGAUAUAAAUCUCGGAUGCCCUCAAUCAAUUGCUAAAAGAGGAAGAUAUGGCUCAUUUCUGCAAGAUGAAUGGGACUUGCUAAAACAAAUUAUUGGUGCUAUGUCUGCAGCAGUCUCAAUUCCAAUAACAUGUAAAGUAAGAAUUUUUGAAGAUAUCAAUAAAUCUGUUGAAUAUGCGUUAAUGUUACAAGAAGCAGGGUGUAAAUUACUUACAGUUCAUGGAAGGACAAGGGAACAAAAGGGUCCUUUAACUGGCAUUGCAAGUUGGAGACACAUAAAGGCAGUUAGGGAAGCAAUAUCAAUACCCAUGUUUGCCAAUGGGAACAUUCAGUGUUUGGAAGAUGUGUAUAGGUGCUUAAAUAAUACUGGAGUAGAUGGAAUAAUGAGUGCAGAAGGUAUUCUCACAAACCCAGCCCUUUUUCAAGGUAUUAACCCAGUCACAUGGGAAAUGGCAGAAGAGUACCUUGAUUUGGUAGAGAAAUAUCCAUGCCCAUCUUCUUACAUCAGAGGCCAUUUAUUUAAAAUAUUCCACAAAAUAUUUUCUUUACAAGAAAACAAUGAAGACAGACAACUCUUGGCUACAGGGCAAAACUUAAAUGACUUUAGAAGAGUGUGUAUCAAUGUCAAAGAUAAAUAUCUACCCUAUCAUGAAGGACAAUUAUUUUUUGAUGAUGAUGAAAACAUUUGUAGACAUGGUUACAACUUGAUACUGCCACCUUGGAUAUGUCAACCAUAUGUAAGAAUGUCUCCUGAAGAACAUACUCAGAAAAUGGAAAAAAAGCUACACAGUAACGAGGACAGUGCUGUUGAAGCAAAAAGAAAAUUUGAAGAUACUGAUGGAAAUGCUAUCUCUCGAAAAAAAAUGAAAAAGCUAAUAAGAAUUAUGAGAAGACCAGAGAAACAAGAUAAUGGUGGCAGAAGUGGUGAAUAUUGCGUUAGGGAAAAAUGCCCCAACCCAUUGGGUAAAAAGUGUGUCUAUCAGCUUUGUAAGAAAUGUUGCAAAGAUAAAUGUUACGAAGAAAACCUAGACUGCACAGGUCAUAGAAUACUAGUACACACUAAACGUAAAAUUGCCAGGGAGUUUUCAAAAGAACUUGUUAGGAAAACAGAAUUAACAGCAAAUUAA